AUGGAGACACUCAAGAGUGAUUUAGAUCAAACCGAAAGAAAAGAUACAUACAAAUUAGCUUACAUGAUUCAUUUCUUACUUGGUGCAGGUAAUUUGCUUCCAUGGAACGCUUUAAUCACUGCCGUUGAUUAUUUCACUUAUCUUUACCCAAAAAAACACAUCGGGAAGGUGUUUUCGGUUGCGUAUAUGAGUUCUUCGUUACUAGUUCUUGUUGUGAUGAUAAUUUGGAGUGAAUUGAGUAAAAAAGUUACGUUUAGAGCGAGGGUAAAUUUGGGAUUUACCAUGUUUGUUUUUUCACUCAUAGUAACUCUGAUAAUUGAUUGGGGUUGGUGUAGCGUGGAAAAGUCAAUUGUAACUUAUUACAUAGUGGUUGUGUGUGUGGUGAUGUGUGGUUUAGCCGAUGGGUUAAUAGGAGGGAGUUUAAUAGGAUCCGCGGGGAAGUUGCCAAAAAAAUACAUGCAAGCCGUUUUUGCUGGAACUGCUUCAUCAGGGAUACUGGUUUCUCUCUUGCGAAUUAUCACAAAGGCAUCACUCCCACAUGAUCCACAAGGCUUAAGAACAAGUGCCCACUUUUAUUUCAUAGUCACCACCAUCAUUUUUUUAAUGGUAUGCAUCGUUUGUUGUUCCCUAUUGUACAAGUUGCCAUGCAUGGAACAACAUUACAAACAACUCGAACAUCACACUCCAACUUCAAAGACUAAAUUACAAGACACAGCUAGAACGAUUCAAUGGCCAGCAUUGGGAAUAUUCAUUAUAUACACCGUAACCCUAUCAAUUUUCCCGGGAUUUUUAUCAGAAAAUAUAAAUUCGAAAGUCCUUAAAGAUUGGUACCCGAUAAUAUUAAUCACAACAUAUAACAUUGCGGAUUUCUUUGGGAAAUCUUUUAGUGGUUUUUUUAUGGUAAAGGGUAUUGGGAAGGCUGUGUGGGGUUGUGUAGGAAGGUUGGUUUUUUAUCCUGUUUUUACAUUGUGUCUUCAUGGACCUAAAUGGUUUAGAAGCGAGGUUUUUGUGGUGUUUUUGACUUUUAUGUUGGGGUUGACCAAUGGGUAUUUGACAAGUGUCAUCAUGAUUCUUGCUCCUAAAUUGGUGCCACCUUCGGAAGCAGAAAUGGCAGGAAUUGUUAUGGCUUUGUUUUUAGCGAUCGGGUUGGUUUGUGGUUCGGUUCUUGGAUGGUUUUGGAUCAUUUAA
Lactuca virosa is the source of this 1188-nucleotide messenger RNA. Lineage: Eukaryota; Viridiplantae; Streptophyta; Magnoliopsida; Asterales; Asteraceae. The record is from the annotation of a GenBank genome assembly.